GGCAGUGGGUUCGAUCCCGGGGACUGGAGUAUUUUAGACGAAGAGGGUUUCAAGGAGGGGACUGGGAAUUAUUGAUUAGCCCGGAUUCCAGAAUGAAAACACUUUGAGAGUGUUGCAGUCCAGGAGAGAUGCUGGAGAUUUAAUGAUAAGUGAAUCUUUUUAUUGCAUGGUUCGGUUGGAAAUUUAAUUUCAGGAUUUUGUUGUGUGUUUUGUUUAUUUUGUGUGCGGGGAGUGGGAGCAGUGGGGUUAUUAUGGGCUGUGCUCUGUCCGGGACUGGGCACGAUCCCGGGAAAGCUGGUGUCGAUGUGAGCGGUGCAGCACCUCGCUCCGAGGCGGGGGGGUCAGAGCUGGUAGCCUCGGACUCACACCCCCCUCUGCCCCUGUCCGAGCAGCAAAAAGACCUCAUCCAGCAAUCCUGGAAAGUCCUGCAUCAAGAUAUCGCCAGGGUCGGCAUCAUCAUGUUCAUCAGGGGGGAAAUUGAGUUUAAAAGAAGUGGACCAGAUGCCAAGCCAAUUAGUAAGAAAUAUUCGCUUACUGAUGAUCCACAGCAAGCUCGGUGUGAAUCCGGAGUCACAGCAGUGACUACUCUCGGGAUGAGAAUGCACUAUGGAUACGUGGGAGUGCAGUUCAUUGCAGUGGUGAGACCAAUCUUAAAAGAGAAAUGGACAACUGAUGUGGAAGAAGCAUGGAAAGGUCUGUUUGAGUAUUUAACCCGGAUGAUGAAGAGGGGCUAUCAUGAUGCUGAGCAGAGGAACAAUGUCAACCAGACAAAUUACAUAAAACGGAGAGCACCGUCUGUGCAGAAGGCCAGUCAGAACACAGUGUAGCACUCACACUGUCCCCCUGGGAUUGGGGGGGGUUAGGGGGGACAGUCAGAACACAGUGUAGCACUCACACCAUUCCCCGAGUGGGGGAGUGGGGGGAACACUGUCCCCGGGAGGAGCAGUCAGAACAUAACUAGUACACAUUGACCACUCACUGCUCUUGUUGCUGCUGUGGGAUCAUCCUGUGCGACAGUUCCCCUGCAGGGGACGGUGACCCAUUCUUUCUUUAUUCAUUUACAGGAUGAGGGUGUUGCUGGCCAGGCAGCAUUUAUUGCCCAUCCCUAAUUGCCCAGAGCGCAGUUAAGAGUCAACCAAAUUGCUGUGGGUCUGGAGUCACAUGUAGGCCAGACCAGGUAAGGAUGGCAGUUUCCUUCCCUAAAGGGACAUUUGUGGACAAGGGGCCAGUCUGGGGUCAUGAGUUCAAAUCCCAGCAAGGUGAUUAAAAUUUAAACUGGAAUCGCGAUCCCCCUGCAGUGAUUGUGAUGUGAUUUUUAUAUUGCUAUAGGAAGCUGGGAUCAGGGAGGAAACCAACUGCUUUUACCUAGUCUGGCAUACAUGUGACUCCAGCCCACACCAAUGGGGCUCACCCUUAACCACCCCAUCAAGCCAUAGAAUACCUACAGUGCAGAAAGAGGCCUUUCGGCUUAUCAAGUAUGCACCAAUCCUCUUAAUAGUGUACCACCCUGCCUAUCCCUGUAACCCUGCACCUCCCAUGGCUAAUCCUACCAGCCUGCACAUCUCUGAACACUAUGGGGCAAUUUCCCAUGGCCAA
Molecule: messenger RNA, 1596 nt
Organism: Rhincodon typus (whale shark)
Lineage: Eukaryota; Metazoa; Chordata; Chondrichthyes; Orectolobiformes; Rhincodontidae
Gene: xgb
Product: x globin
Exons: 5
Coding region: 252-827 (191 amino acids)
Molecular function (GO): heme binding; oxygen binding
Source: RefSeq, a predicted model, not a curated record